AUGUGGGGCCGUAUACUGCUCACCAUUGACAGCGUUGGUCUAAUCGCUGGCUCGCUCAAGGCCGAUUAUUUCAGCGAAACGCACAUGUUCAAUCCCAACUGGGCACCUCACGCCAAAUUUCACAAUGCGCAGACCGUCGGCUUGGCUGUCACCCUGGGCCUGGCGACACUGUUCUACACCUGGCGGAAAGCACAGUCGCCACAGCUGCACCGGGAGUACAUGAGAAUAGCUGCACUACUGGGCUCUAUAUAUUGGAUCACGGGGUUGCUCAGCAUCUUGCCCGAGGGCACAAUGGGUGUUGACCCCGAGUUUGGCGGCCCGGCGUUCCCGCAGAAGUAUGUCUUUACGCCGUUCCUCUUGUUUGGACUUGUUGGCGCUUGGCUGGAGUAUUGA
Molecule: messenger RNA, 393 nt
Organism: Pestalotiopsis fici W106-1
Lineage: Eukaryota; Fungi; Ascomycota; Sordariomycetes; Amphisphaeriales; Sporocadaceae
Exons: 2
Coding region: 1-393 (130 amino acids)
Source: RefSeq, a predicted model, not a curated record